UUACGUUAUAUUAUUGAUGUAAAUGCAGAUAUUCUUAAAAGAGCACAUGCAAGUUCCAGUAUCUGAAGCUACCUUAAUGGCUGUUGGUGGCCGCUACGACUAUUUGGUUCAUCAGAAGUGGAAUUAUGAAAAUAGGUCCAAUCCUCCUGGUGCAGUUGGAACCAGCCUUGCAAUGGAGAAGGUGUUUCAUCAUUGUUCGGUAGAUAUCAAGCCCUCCAGAAUUGAGCUCAACAUCAAUGUGCUUGUCUGCUCCAAAGGUGGGGGAGGUCUACUGCUUGAACGUAUGGAAUUGGUUGCUGAACUGUGGCAAGCAAGCAUGAAGGCUGAGUUUGUCCUACUAGAGGACCCAAGUCUCACUGAGCAGUAUGAAUAUGCAGCAGAGCAUGAUAUUAAAUUCCUCGUUAUCAUAACUGAAGCUGGCCUUACUCAAACUGGUCUCAUAAAGUUCAGUCAUUCAGAAAUUACCAUAAAUUUGCUUCCAAGUACGACUCCUCAUGCCCGAUUUCUGGAUGAAGAAACAAGCAGGGGCAGCAAACAUCUAAGAUCUAAAACGUAUUCUUGCAUUCAGAAUACUUUCCAUGCUUAUUAA
Molecule: messenger RNA, 589 nt
Organism: Dendrobium catenatum
Lineage: Eukaryota; Viridiplantae; Streptophyta; Magnoliopsida; Asparagales; Orchidaceae
Product: eIF-2-alpha kinase GCN2-like
Exons: 5
Coding region: 23-589 (188 amino acids)
Biological process (GO): mitochondrial translation
Cellular component (GO): mitochondrion
Source: RefSeq, a predicted model, not a curated record